GGUUUUCUACAAAAGUGAAAGUUAAACAAGUCUAUGAGUGGUUUUGCUGAAAAAUGGCUGCUUAUCAGGGAACUGCAGAGAUGUUUGUGAAGGAUCUCACUUGUCCCAUAUGUUUGGACAUUUACAAGGGCCCAGUGACAUUGGCUUGUGGGCACAAUUACUGCAGAAUCUGCAUUGAUAAGUUCUGGGUGACUCAAGGAGUCCCUUCCUGUCCGGAAUGUAGAGUGAGGUUUUCAGACAGGAUGUAUGUUUUAAACCAUGGACUGGCCAGUUUGGCUGAGACAGCUCAGACUUCCAGCCAGGCACCUAUUACCACAGGAAAACUGGAACAACCUUGCUCAGAUCACAAUGAGAUGCUAAAACUGUUUUGCAAAGAAGAUGAGUCUCUCAUCUGUGUUAUGUGUGUGGUUUCGAGUAAGCAUGCCGGCCACACUUUCAUACCCUUGGAGGAUGCAGCCAGAAUGUAUCAGCAAAAGCUCAAAACGGCCUUAUUCACACUUGAGUCUCGGUUGAUGAUACUCCUCGAUCAACAGCUUAAGCAAGAGCAGAGAAUAUCAAGUAUCAAAGAAGAGUCCAGGAGUUUAGAGCAGCAUAUUAUAAUGGAGUUUGCCAAACUACACCAGUUUCUUCACGAGAAGGAACAGCGACUGAUCCAACAACUAAAUGAGGAAGCUGCAGGAAUUCUGCGAAAUAUGUCGGAAAACAGGACCAGGAUUAUUCAGGAAUGUACUGCCAUUUUGGAGAAGCGUUAUAAUAUCCAAACACGGAUGGCUCAGCAGGAUUCCAUGUCUUUUUUAACGGGAAUCAAAAAGUUCACAGAGCAGAUUUGUGAUGUUUCAAACUAUGAUGGACCCCCUAGUACGUCACUAGUUAACAGUGAGCUUACAGCUGGAGUUUACAAAGGCCCACUGCAGUACAGAGUGUGGAAGGAGAUGAGCACAGUUAUCAACCCAGGUCUGUCUCAUUUGACGCUAAACCCAGAUACAGCACAUCCUAAUCUCGUUGUGUCUGAAGACCGUACCAGAGUGUGGGAUGGUGGUCAACGACAGUGGCUCCCAGACACACCAGAAAGGUUUGAUACGUGUGGGAUUGUACUUGGAGCAGAAGGCUUCAUAUCAGGAAGACACUACUGGGAAGUGGAGGUGGGGGAAAUGUACUUUGACCUGGGUCUUGCAAAAGAAUCCAUCAGAAGAAAAGGGGAAAUUGGUGCUUCGCCCUGGAGUGGUAUUUGGAUUCUAGUCCUCAGAGAUGGGCAAACAUAUGAUGCAUAUGACAAAGAGAACAAAUUCCGCCUUUUGGAGAAGAAACUGAAGCGGAUUGGACUCUAUCUGGACUACGAGGGCGGGCAACUAUCAUUUUACAAUGCUAAUGACAUGUCUCAUAUAUACACCUUCACUGAUACUUUUACAGAGAAAUUGUACCCCUUUUUAAGUCCUAGCUGUCCUGUACACUGUGAAAAUAACCAUGCACCAAUGAAGAUUGUUCAUCUGCAGAUACGUGAAAGACAUCCAUCUAACACUUUUAAAAUGUCAGGGCACCAAGCAAUUCAGGACAAAAAUGUUGACAUGACUUGUAACAUCUGCAAUGGUAUCUACAAAUCUCCAGUUAUCCUUGAAUGUGGUCAUGCUUUCUGCAAAGAAUGUAUAGAAAAAGUGCCGAAGGGAGAAGAUGGGAUGGCACCCUGUCCAGCGCCAGCAUGUGCCAAGCUAGUCAAGACAGAGGCACUACAAGUGAACCAGCUCCUGGAACACCUGAUGGAGAAGCUGCAAAAUGUCCCUCAGGGCCACUGUGAGGAGCACAUGGACCCACUGAGUGUUUUUUGUGAGGAUGAUCGCCAAAUUAUCUGUGGUGUCUGUGCAUCACUGGGGAAGCACAAGGGCCACAAAAUGGUGACCGCUGCUGAUGCACAUAAAAACUUACUGAAAGAGCUGCCCCAGCAGAUGCGUAAAUUGCAGGAGACAAAAAUGCAGCGGGAAAAGGAACGCGUGACAGCAGAGGGAAAGAUAGCAGAAGUCAAGGAGAAGACAUCUAAGUACCAGGAUUCCAUACGAAAGCAGCUGAAUGCAAUGAAGAUGUACCUUGAUGACCAGUCAGCUUCUUUCUGCAAAGAAGCAGAGACAGUCAAGUCUAAGGUUCUCCAUAACUUGCAGGGACAGCUGGUGAAGGUAUCUGACCAUCUCGAGCAGGUCACACAGAUGGAGCAGGUGCUUACUGGGCUGAAGGACGAGAAGCAAUCAGAUUUUCUCAGGAAAUACAGUCUACUGGCAACAAGACUGUCUGAAAUCAUUGACCAACCCCCAGAAAGACAGCUACCUGGUGUCUCGUUUCCAAAGAUCACAGAUGACUUCAAAAUUGCAGUGUGGAAGAGAAUGUUUAGAGGCAUCCUGCCACCAAAUGAAGACCUAACUCUAAAUGUGAACACUGCCCAUCAAAAUUUACGGAUUUCAGAAGAUAGCAAGAUGGUAGAAAGUGUUAAACAGAAGCAGGGCUAUCCAGAUGAACCUGACAGAUUUGACAAGUGCUACUGUGUCUUAGCCAAUCAGAAGUUCAGCAGCGGUGUUCAUUACUGGGAGGUUUAUGUGGGAGACAAGCCUCGGUGGUCACUUGGUGUUGUCACAGAAACAGCCAACAGAAAAGGUGAUAUCAGUGCCAGCCCCUCAAAUGGCUACUAUCUAAUUGGAUGUAAGGAUUAUAAGACCUAUGAUGCUUGGACUGAUCCCAAGACAACUAUGAUAGUGGAUCCAAAACCAAAGAAAAUUGGUAUUUAUUUUAGUUACGAGGGUGGACUUUUGUCCUUCUAUAAUGUAGAUGACCCAGACCAUAUGACAAACUUAUGCACCUUUCAUGAAACCUUCUCUGGCAAUAUCAUCCCAUUCUUUGACCCUUGCUCAAAUGAUAAGGGCAAAAAUAGCCAGCCACUUUACAUUUGCCCCCCUGGUCCGCCAUCUUCAUAAUUAUGCUUAUGACUUUGCCCUUCUAACCCCCUUCCUUUAAUUUACAUUCAGUAUUGAGAUAGUUUAUUAACACUAGAGUACAUUUAAAGAAAAGGCCUCUCAUCCUUGUUUCUAUGUACCUGGCUUGGAUGCUCAUAUGGCUUCCCCUUUAUAACUAUUCAGUCCUAUAAUUUAUUGAGUUAGCUGCUGAAGAAGAGUACAUUAUUUUUCUUGGGGGGGGGGUGAUGGCCUAGGAUGGAGAUAAGAUAUAGUUACAUGUAACAAAAGGUAAAACAUAAAGCCUUAAAUAAUAGUCAGAACAUGUACUAAUGAUGUGCAUAUGCUCAAAACAGUUUUAUACUGAUCCUUUUCUAUUACAUAUCCUGAGAUUCCCAUAUAUAUUCUUAAUACAUUCAUUUCUAACACACACACACACACUGACUCUCUCAUUCCUCAGGGGCCACAGUAGUCCAUUUUAUUAGUGUUUUUAAGGUACUAACCCCCCCCCCCAAAAAAAAGAAACAUAAAAAAAAAAUCAACUUACUGCACUGUAUUAAAGGUCCACUAAAAUAAAUGUUGUAAAAUUCAGCUACAGCACAAUGUGAACAGUAUAACUGAAAUAGUUUUAACAAAAAAGAAAAAAACAAUAUAGCUUUCCAGAAUGCCUUUUAUAAUUCAGGUCAUGACCUUUAAAAUAGUGCCAAGUAGUUUUUCACAACAAAGAAAAGUAAUUUUAUUAUGUAUUUUUGUCACAGUGAAACAGGAAGAAUAGAGUACGUUCUGAGCACAUAUGCCAACAUUACAGGCAAACUGACAAAAAAAUGGAUGAAGGGACCUUCCCUUUCAAGCAGGAUGUCAUGAAAGGUUAUGCAUUACAGUGUGAUACAGGAUGUAGUGAGAAACAGGGCAGGAGGCAAUGCUGAGAGUCUUAUGCACCUUGACCGCUUAUUGUUAAACCUAUAGCUUAUUGUUAUCAGUCAUGAUUUCCAUUAUUUAUUUUUGUUUGAUUUGUUUUUUAAUUUCUAAAAUAAAUAAUGUGGUCUAGAAAACUGAUUAUUGUGAGUCAGAAAUAAUGCAUGGACAUGUCACAGCAUUUCAUCAAUGAAAUGCAUUGGGUUCUAUUUCCAGUUUCAUAAUGUUACGUAAAACACUUCAAUGUAGAAUGGCUUAAUAUUUUGUGAUGAAUAACUUUUAUGUUUUAUUGACAAAAAUAAAACUGUUUAUUACUACCUUA
Messenger RNA from Protopterus annectens (West African lungfish), 4167 nucleotides. RefSeq names its product tripartite motif containing 72 (gene TRIM72). Bases 54 to 2954 code for a protein of 966 amino acids. Gene Ontology annotation, molecular function: zinc ion binding; protein binding. NCBI's taxonomy places the organism in Eukaryota, Metazoa, Chordata, Ceratodontiformes, Protopteridae. The record is from RefSeq and is a predicted model, not a curated record. The transcript is spliced from 12 exons.